GCUCUUCUUGAAAUAGAAACCAAAAGAAUUCAGUGGUCCUUCAAUUUUUGAUGUUUAUGGAAAGCCCAAAUACGAAAUUAAGAUAAAGUCGAAGCCCGCUGGAAAAGGGAAGACACUUCAAAAAUAGAAAAUAGUUUAUCGAAGAUAAUUUAGUUUUAAAAAUGCUUUAUUGUCUUAUUCUCCUCCUAUGUCUCUCUUCUACGUAUCUAAGCCUAUCUCUAAACCAAGAUGCCACCAUUCUCCGGCAAGCCAAACUGGGCUUCUCCGACCCAGCACAGUCCCUAUCUUCAUGGUCCGACAACGAUGACAUCACCCCAUGCAAGUGGAUCGGCGUGAGCUGCGACGACACGUCAACCGUUGUCUCCGUCGAUCUCUCAAGCUUCAUGCUCGUCGGACCUUUCCCCUCCAUCCUCUGCAACCUUCCUUCUCUCCACUUCCUCUCUCUAUAUAACAACUCCAUCAAUGGUUCUCUCUCCGGUGACGACUUCAACACGUGUCGGAAUCUCAUCAGUCUCGAUUUAUCAGAGAAUCUUUUGGUUGGAUCCAUCCCAAAGUCACUUCCUUUCAAUCUUCCGAACCUCAAGUUCCUCAACAUCUCCGGUAACAACUUAUCAGACACGAUUCCGGCGAGCUUCGGAGAGUUCCAAAAGCUAGAAUCUUUAAACCUCGCUGGUAACUUCCUCUCCGGUACAAUUCCCGCCUCUCUCGGUAACGUCACAACUCUUAAAGAACUCAAACUCGCUUACAAUUUGUUUUCACCGAGUCAAAUCCCAAGUCAACUCGGAAAUCUCACGGAGCUCGAAGUUCUCUGGCUCGCCGGCUGCAACCUCGUCGGUCCGGUACCUCCAGCUCUGUCUAGGUUAACUCGUUUGGUUAACUUGGAUUUGACAUUAAACCGACUCACAGGAUCCAUCCCAACUUGGAUCACACAGCUAAAAAACGUCGAGCAAAUCGAACUAUUCAACAACUCGUUCUCAGGCGAGUUACCGGAAGCUAUGGGUAACAUGACGACGCUAAAAGAUUCGACGCGACCAUUACCGGAGAGCAUACUUCUCUCCAAAACCUUGUCAGAACUCAAGCUUUUCAACAACAAACUCACCGGAGUACUACCGAGUCAACUCGGCGCUAACUCACCGUUACAAUACGUGGACCUAUCGUACAACCGAUUUUCCGGCGAAAUACCGACGAACCUCUGCGGUGAAGGGAAACUAGAGUAUCUAAUUCUAAUAGACAAUUCGUUCUCCGGAGAAAUCUCGAAUAAUCUAGGAAAAUGCAAGAGCUUGACUCGGGUCCGAUUGAGUAACAACAAUCUUUCGGGUCAUAUCCCAAACGGAUUCUGGGGAUUGCCUCGCUUGUCACUACUCGAACUCUCUGAAAAUUCAUUCACCGGAAGUAUUUACGAGACGAUCUCCAGUGCGAAGAAUCUAUCGAACCUACGAAUCUCAAAGAAUCAAUUUUCAGGUUCAAUACCCAACGAAAUCGGAUCGCUUAAAGGACUAAUCGAGAUUUCCGGAGCGGAGAAUGAUUUCACUGGUGAGAUUCCUAGUACCUUGGUGAAAUUGAAGCAAUUGAGCAGGCUUGAUCUCAGCAAGAAUCAACUCUCCGGCGAGAUUCCUAAAGGAAUUAAAGCGUCUAAAUGGAGAUCCUUCCACAAGCUUCAUUUCAGUGAGCAUGAGAUAGCUGAUUGUCUUGAUGAACGGAACGUAAUUGGAUUUGGAUCUUCAGGUAAAGUGUAUAAAGCUGAGCUUAGCGGCGGAGAAGUUGUAGCUGUGAAGAAACUCAACAAAACUGUUAAAGGAGGAGAUGAAUACAGUGAUUCCUUGAAUAGAGAUGUUUUUGCUGCGGAGGUUGAAACGUUGGGAACGAUUAGGCAUAAGAGUAUUGUGCGUUUGUGGUGUUGUUGCAGCUCUGGUGAUUGUAAGUUGUUGGUAUACGAGUACAUGCCUAAUGGGAGCUUAGCUGAUGUGUUGCAUGGGGACAGUAAAGGCAGGGUGGUGUUGGGUUGGCCAGAGCGGUUGAGAAUCGCUUUGGACGCUGCUGAAGAUAGUGAUUAUGGGGCCAAAGUUGCUGACUUUGGGAUCGCUAAAUUCGGUCAGAUGAGUGGUUCCAAAACUCCAGAAGCUAUGUCCGGGAUCGCCGGUUCUUGUGGUUACAUUGCACCAGAAUAUGUGUAUACGCUUCGGGUGAAUGAGAAGAGUGAUAUCUACAGCUUCGGUGUAGUGCUUUUGGAGCUGGUUACAGGGAAGCAACCAACGGAUCCAGAACUCGGAGAUAAAGAUAUGGCGAAAUGGGUGUGCACUACACUUGACAAAUGCGGUUUAGAACCCGUGAUCGAUCCCAAACUCGAUCUCAAGUUCAAAGAAGAAAUAAGUAAAGUCAUUCACAUUGGUCUACUCUGUACCAGUCCUCUCCCUCUAAACCGACCUUCCAUGAGAAAAGUUGUGAUCAUGCUUCAAGAAGUCUCUGGUGCUGUUUCUUGUAGCAGUCCAAACAUAUCUAAACGCUCCAAGAGUGGUGGGAAACUCUCGCCUUACUACACGGAAGACUUGAACAGCGUUUGAACAUUCCAGUAUGGGCUGAAAUUGGGUUGGGCUCGGAAUAGCGAUUUGAUGAUAUGAUGCUAGGUGAAUUACUGAAUUGUAAGAAAGGUAUCAGAAACAGAAAAGUGGAGCUUUCUGAUUAGGUGAUUGCUCUUAAUGCUAAUAUAAAGUUAUAGUUUGG
This is a messenger RNA of Arabidopsis arenosa, 2721 nucleotides long. NCBI's taxonomy places the organism in Eukaryota, Viridiplantae, Streptophyta, Magnoliopsida, Brassicales, Brassicaceae. The record is from the annotation of a GenBank genome assembly.